GAAGGUCUGUAUGGGAUGUCUGUGUCUCCCCAGGCAAAGGAGAAGCUGCAGGACACAAUUGACAAAUACCUGCGGGAGAAGAUUGUCCUGGCAGCUGAAGCCAUCUCAAGGUCUGCCUUUGAGAAGAUCAAUGACCAUGACGUGAUCCUGGUGUAUGGAUGCUCCUCCCUGGUGAACCGCACGCUGUGCGACGCCCACGCGAAGAAGGGCCGCGCGUUCCGCGUGGUCGUGGUGGACAGCCGGCCGCGCCUGGAGGGCCGGGAGACGCUGCGCCGGCUGGUGCGCAAGGGCAUCCACUGCACCUACGUGAUGAUCAACGCCAUCUCCUACGUGCUGCCUGAGGUGUCCAAAGUGCUGCUGGGAGCCCACGCGCUCCUGGCCAACGGCUCUGUCAUGUCCCGGGUGGGGACAUCACAGAUCGCGCUGGUCUCCAAGGCCUACAACGUGCCUGUCCUGGUCUGCUGUGAGACCUACAAGUUCUGUGAGCGAGUGCAGACAGACUCUUUUGUCUCCAAUGAGCUGGAUGACCCCGAUGACCUGAUUGUGCUCCGGAAGGGCCAGGCCCAGCUGGGGGGCUGGGCUGAGAACAAGUCCCUGCGUCUCCUCAACCUGGUCUAUGAUGUGACACCCCCAGACCUGGUGGAUCUGGUCAUCACAGACUUGGGCAUGAUCCCCUGCACCUCGGUGCCUGUGGUCCUGCGUGUCAAGAACGUGGAUCAAUAGUCAGGACAGCUGCAUGGACACUAAUAAACUAGGCCCACAGUACCCUA
Manacus vitellinus (golden-collared manakin) is the source of this 770-nucleotide messenger RNA. It is a transcript of the gene EIF2B4, whose product is annotated as eukaryotic translation initiation factor 2B subunit delta. NCBI's taxonomy places the organism in Eukaryota, Metazoa, Chordata, Aves, Passeriformes, Pipridae. The transcript is spliced from 4 exons. The record is from RefSeq and is a predicted model, not a curated record. Bases 16 to 723 code for a protein of 235 amino acids.